GUACUAUAUAAACCGUAAGAUCUUGUUCGAUACUUAGAUUCUAUUGAGUUAAUAUACCGACAAUGUUGGUUCGGUGCCUUCUAGCUACCGUUCUGGUAUUUCAGGCAUGUCUGGCCGUUCCUUUUGGCCUGAAACCCAGGAUUACCGAUGGUGAGGAUGCCACACCAGGUGAAUUUCCUUAUCAAGUCUCUGUCCGAUGGGGUAUUCCACCUCUCAUUCCUUUUUCACAUUCCUGUGGUGGUUCAAUUAUAAAUGAAAGUUUCGUCUUAACUGCUGGACACUGCGUUCUAAGAUUUGGCAAGCUUAAAGUCUUUGCUGGCAAGCAUUAUCUUUUUGAAGACGAGGAUACUCAACAAGAAGUUGAUGUCGCUAAGGCUUACGUCCAUGAAAAAUAUCCAGGAGGUGUUGCUCCAUACGACAUUGCUCUUUUAAAAUUAAAGACUCCUCUCGUUUUUAACGAAAGAGUAUCCGCUGUCAAAUUACCUGAACAAGAUGAGGUACGAACUGGAAAUACUGUGCUUUCUGGCUGGGGUUCCGUUUCCAAGGAAUUGCUUCCAGUACUUCCCAAGGUUCUUCAAAAAGUUAGAAUCCCCUUGUUAGACAAUAAAGCUUGUCAGGAAAAAUUCCCGAAAGAAGCUAAUCCACCGAAAAUCUAUGAUUCACAAAUAUGCACUGACGUUGUUGAGGAAAUAUCCGCUUGUUCUGGCGAUUCUGGUGGUCCAUUAGUUCAAUUUGAAGAUAACGUUCCCACUCAAGUUGGCAUUGUUUCAUGGGGCGUUUAUCCGUGUGGAGUUAAUCGCAUGCCUUCGGUAUAUACUCGUGUAGCUUCUUAUGUAGACUGGAUUAAGUUAACAAUAUGGCUUAGUACAUUAGAAAAUUUCAACAUACCGACAAUGUCGCUUCGGUGUUUUUUAGCUACUGUUCUGGUGUUUCAGGUGUGUCUGGCCGUUUCUUUUGGCCUGAAACCCAGGAUUACCGAUGGUGAGGAUGCCAUACCAGGUGAAUUUCCUUAUCAAGUUUCUGUACAAUGGGGUGUUCCACCCUUCACUCCUUUUUCUCAUUCCUGUGGUGGUUCCAUUAUAAAUAAAAAUUUCGUCUUGACUGCUGGACACUGCAUUAUGAAUUAUGGCUCGCUUAAAGUUUUCGCUGGCAAGUAUUAUCUUAAUAAAAAGGAGAAUACUGAACAAGUAGUUGAUGUCGCUACGGCCUAUGUUCAUGAAAAAUAUUCAGGAGAUGUUGGUCCAUAUGACAUCGCUAUUCUAGAACUGAAGACUCCUCUCGUUUUUAAUAAGAGAGUAUCCGCUGUCAAAUUACCUAAACAAUGCGAGGUACGAACUGGGAAUGCUGUACUCUCUGGUUGGGGCUCCAUUUCCAAGAAAUCGCGUCCACUACUUCCAGAAGUUCUUCAAAAAGUUACUAUCCCCUUGUUGGACAAUAAAUCUUGUCAGAAAAAAUUCUCAAAAGAUUCUGACCCAGCGAAAAUUUAUAAUUCACAAAUAUGCACUGACGCUAUUGGGGAAAUAUCCGCUUGUUCUGGCGACUCAGGUGGUCCAUUGGUUCAAUUUGAAAAUAAUGUUCCCAUCCAAGUUGGUAUUGUUUCUUGGGGCAUUUAUCCGUGUGGUGUUAAUCACAUGCCUUCGGUCUACACUCGCGUAGCUUCUUACAUAGACUGGAUUAAGUUUAUAAUAAGCUAGUGAAUUACAAAAUUAA
Molecule: messenger RNA, 1710 nt
Organism: Monomorium pharaonis (pharaoh ant)
Lineage: Eukaryota; Metazoa; Arthropoda; Insecta; Hymenoptera; Formicidae
Product: transmembrane protease serine 9
Exons: 8
Coding region: 63-1694 (543 amino acids)
Biological process (GO): proteolysis
Molecular function (GO): serine-type endopeptidase activity
Source: RefSeq, a predicted model, not a curated record